AGACCGCACAAUAUAGUCAUUGUAUGAGAUUGAAAUUGGGUUAAUAUGUGCUAAAGAGUCAGGGUUACUUGGUACAUAUGUUUCAGUUUCCAACUUUCUUACCCAAGGCCGUCCGAAAACCUUUGAUCCGACGAUUCUUAUAUAGAACAGGGAAUCAGUGCCUGAUCUGGCCAAGUCAAAAUGUCAACCUUUGUUUCACCUGCCAUCCGAUGUGCGUUAACCCAGUCUGUACUGAGGUCAUGGUGUAAGUCAAGACGCCACCUGGUGGUGUGUGGCUCAUUGACCUCACACUAUGGCACCAGGAACAGGUCAACAGCAGCAGAAGAAGCAAAACCAUUCCAUCGGUACCUGGAUGCAAGUGAUGCUGCAACUGAAGACAUACUGGCCAGGGAUAUGAUCAUCCAUGAGGACUUCCUGUCUGCAGAGGAGGAGAAAUCUCUCCUCGAUGAAGUAGAACCCUAUAUGAAACGUCUUCGAUAUGAACAUGAUCACUGGGAUGAUGCCAUCCAUGGUUACCGUGAGACUGAACGACGCAAGUGGAAUGAGAGAAACAUGACAAUCCUACAGCGAGUGAAAGACUUAGCUUUCCCACCGGGUACCCCUCAACUGGCCUACAUUCAUAUCCUGGACAUCUCCAAAGAAGGCUACAUAAAGCCCCAUGUAGAUGCUGUUAGGUUUUGCGGCAACACAAUAGCCGGCUUGAAUCUUCUGUCCUCGGCUGUGAUGAAGCUGGUGCAUGAGAAGGACAAAGACAGGUUUGCCAGCAUCCUCCUCAGACAGAGAUCACUCUACAUCAUGAAAGAUUCUGCCAGGUAUGACUACACCCACGAAGUUCUCCCGGAAUCCCAGUCCAGGUUCCGGGGCCAAGUGAUCCCCCGAGACAGGAGGAUGUCCAUCAUCUGCAGGAAUGAGCCCUUGCCAGAACACACAAGUGACAGUUGAUGAAGCACCGUGUUUUUACUGGCUUGUACAAACUUCUAGAUGACCCAAAGUGCUUUCUAGAGUCAUGACUAUUGUCAUGUGAAUGAGUGUGUGUUCUGCAAUCUGAUUGGCUGAUAUCCUGAUUGGAUCCAGGAACUCAUUGAGACUUUUCACUGUGUCUGAAUACUUUUCUAGAUUUUAAAAAUGAUUAUUUUUUCUCAGCUUACGUGUCGUUCAGCUGGUCAAAAUGGAUACCCGGAUACCACAUUAAUUAGAUAUAAAGUCUAAUAAAUAUGGAUCAUAACAACA
This is a messenger RNA of Haliotis rufescens (red abalone), 1230 nucleotides long. Its product is annotated as alpha-ketoglutarate-dependent dioxygenase alkB homolog 7, mitochondrial-like. The transcript has 6 exons. Gene Ontology annotation, cellular component: mitochondrial matrix. Gene Ontology annotation, biological process: fatty acid metabolic process; DNA damage response. The record is from RefSeq and is a predicted model, not a curated record. NCBI's taxonomy places the organism in Eukaryota, Metazoa, Mollusca, Gastropoda, Lepetellida, Haliotidae. Bases 181 to 942 code for a protein of 253 amino acids.